UGCGUUCUUCAUGACCUUUAAGCUUUCGCAGGGGCGUGGUGAUCGGAAUGAGCUCUGUCAUCUUACUGGAGGUUGAUGACGUUGAGCGCGGUCGAAGUGGACUUUGGAGGAAUUGGGGAUGUCUUUCUCUAAGCUGCAGAGACGCUCAGGACACUCGAGGCUGUUCGCCUCCACGCCUUCAUCACCUUUACAGUACUUGAACCUAUUAUAGCUUCCCCCCGAACACGUCAUGUGACUUGCCGCUGGGGAUUCAUCCAUCCAAAAUGACCCCACCGAAGACGCCUACCUUUUUGCUCGGAGUCCACACGAUACCGUUGUGGGCACAUCCAAAUAUUGCUUGUUCUCCUCGAUUCCUGUUCGCCACACGUCACCACGGCAAUACGCAUUCACUAUUAGUGAACGAGCGAAAAGCUCGGUCGGAUGACAAAGUCAGCGGCGAUGAUAUGGAAGAAGACCUCGUGAACACUAACAUUCAUGAUUUCUGUGACGGCCUUGAGUAUUCAAUGAUCAUAGAAUGCUUACCAUUCCCCAAUGAAACGGUUCAGCCUUGCUUCGGCCUGCAGACAGCUGCGACGGGGAAAUUCGUUUCGAACACAGAGCCCAACAAUACAAGAAAAAGAGACUGCAAACGCUAUAUCUUAUUGUGCCCACUCACUCUACAUGAUAUUAGGUUGAUCCUUCUAGAAUAUACCAUAUAUUGUCCCGUUCAUUAUCAUUGAAUCAUCGUACUACACUCGAUAUAAUCCUCAACAAAGCCACUUGAAAGGAACA
Molecule: messenger RNA, 771 nt
Organism: Suillus plorans
Lineage: Eukaryota; Fungi; Basidiomycota; Agaricomycetes; Boletales; Suillaceae
Exons: 3
Coding region: 264-719 (151 amino acids)
Source: RefSeq, a predicted model, not a curated record